Molecule: messenger RNA, 1417 nt
Organism: Danio rerio (zebrafish)
Lineage: Eukaryota; Metazoa; Chordata; Actinopteri; Cypriniformes; Danionidae
Source: RefSeq, a predicted model, not a curated record
AUGCAUUGAGUUAAAAUACCCCAUAGUUGGGUUUAAUGUUGGGGUAUUUUUAACCCAACUAUUUUAUCAGAGUAUGAAAAAUGCACAAAUACAAUCCCAAUACAGUAAAAAGAAUUAAAUUGGAAAACACAUGUAGGGGUAUAUACAUCAUCACAAAUUAAAGGAAAAUAUUACAUAAUUUACAAAUUUUACAAGUUCUCCCCUGUAAAAUGAUGACGUGAUGCUGGGUUAUGGCGUCAUUCACAGAAAGUAUGUAGGCUAUCAAUAAGGAAGUUAAAGCGCCGGUAGUUCCCCUUUACUAUAUGAGAACUACGAGUGGAUCCAACGUGUGCUAACAAGUUCGUGUCUGGACAUUUUGGCUGAUUUCUGGUCGCCGAUGUGGAAUUUGAAGCACCGUUUUCUUACCGGAACGAGUUAAAAACUGAACAGUAGUGAAAAACAACAAAACGAAAAGAGAGGAUGGAUGUUACUCACCUGACGGAGGACGAAAUGGCCGAUAUAAAGAAGGAAGCCAUAGAAAGGUUGCGACCGUACCUGGUGGAUAAGAUCAUCGCCGACCGUCACUUUGAUUAUCUGCGCUCGAAGAAGAUCCUGACCAGGGAAGACACGGAGGAGAUCAGCUGCAGGACCACCAGAGGGAAACGCACCAGCAAACUGCUGGACAUCCUGGCAGAAAACCCUCGCGGCCUGGACAUGCUCAUCGAGUCCAUCAAAUGGGGCCGAACGCUCAACUUUAUCAUCGCCAGGAUCACAGACGAGGUGCAGCGGGUCAAAAACGAGCGCCUGGAGGCUUUAAAAGCGGGGUCCAACUCGGCUUACCCGACCACAAAAGGAGCAACCAAUGACUUCUCCAAAAUGGACUCGGACUAUGAUAAAUACUCCACUAUGUGUUUACAUCCUGAAGGCGAAGCCAGUUCCUCGUCCUCUGUGGCGACGGGAUCCUUUAACCUGCGCUACAGCUCCACUCGGGGGAACGAGGCUCUAAUGGUGAGUGGAGGUUCGGGUACUAUGAACGUCUCCAGCACAUCAUCGAUCCUUCCUAAACCAGGAGACCCCGGAGCUCCAGCCCUGCCCGAGGAGAUGGAAAACGACGAGCAAGACAUGGACGGCGGCGUAUGUAAAAGUGCUGGAAGUAGCGGAGAUGCUAACUUCCAGCCGCUACGAUCGCGCUCUUUGUCUCCGUAAACGUCAUAGAGAAAACACCAUCAGGGUGUGAAUAGGCAUUGGACGAUAACCGGUUUCAGAGUUUACCGCGGUUUGGAAAAGUCUGUUUUAAAAACUGCUAAAAUUUGAUGUUAUAUCUGGUCAGCCCGCGAUUCAGCAAACUAUUUAUUAUAGUUUAUAAGUUUACUAAGGCAGCACGGUGGCGCAGUGGGUAGCAUUCUCGCCUCACAGCAAGAAGGUCUCUGGUUCGAGC